AUGCCCGACGAACAAAGGCUGUCUUUACUAGCAGGCAACAAAGACGUGGACAUCGAUCCUGAGCAGGAAGUUGGAGGCCCCUCGACGAUCCAUGAAACAGCACAAGACCAAAGCCCAGAUGGAUCGCCAGACCCAGAAGAUAUAGAAAUAGCUCGCUGGGGAGCCUUGCAUCCCAAGACAUGGAAAGAUUCCGUAAAGAGGUUUUUUGUUGCUUGGGUUAAUGGACCUGCUCAUCCUCGUGAUGACCCUCCUAGACCGAUUGGAAAGCUUAGACAGAUUGAGCUUCUUCCGGAUCGGUUUCGCUUAAAGGUGUCUCCAAGUGUGCGUUACAUUGUGUUUAUGAUUUAUAUGUUGGUGUGGAUCGCCAUUUGGUCUAGAGUGUUGCUUCCUUACUUUACUGAGAUGCCUGAGGUGGCUGGUGAUCCUGAUGCUACGGUUAUCUCACUUACAUGUUCUGAUUCAUAUGAUUUCUGGAAGGGAAAGAACGCGGCGUGUGGGCUUGAUGCCAAACUGUGCCCAAAGCUUCAUCAGGAUAAAGAUGUCAUUAUAAGGUGCCCUGCUUUGUGUGAUCGCGGUAGCUGGCUCUACUCGCUGAGAGCUGUGGGAGACCAGAUGGUUAAAUAUAGAGGAUUGUUUGUUGGAGGCGGUAAGAAGGAUAAGGGCGACGAUGGGACUAUCACUUAUCCGUAUAGAGCUGAUUCUUUCCCUUGUGGUGCUGGCGUCCACGCGGGUAUCAUCUCUCCGUUUUAUGGUGGUUGUGCUCGUGCUUCUUUUGCAAGUGGACCACAAACAUCGUUUCCAGCGACGAAGGGUAAGUAUGGCGUGUCAGACUCCAUCCAGUUCAGCUCGUUCUUCCCUACUUCAUAUGUGUUUCAGGAACUUGAGGCUUCUGUCUCGCAUUGCAAAGAUCCUAGACUUGUUGUGCUCAUCAUGAACAUUAUUCUUGGUCUACCUAUAGUUGUUUUGGGCUCGUCUGCGGUUUUUGUAUGGACUAUUACUUCUGUUGGGUUUUGGACGAUUUCUUUGGCUACAGAUCCGCCGAAACUUGUGAAUCCAGCAUACCUGGAAACUUUUUAUGAGUUGAUUUCGCUCAGUUUGGGGAGAUUUUUGCCAACCUGUUUUGUCAUGUACUUCUUGUGGAAGGUAAGUAUCAAGCGUACUUUCAGCAAACCCCAAGAGACUAUUCACGAAGAGGAGUAUUCUCCAGGCUUAACGCCUUCUAGUUCUCCAAUGUCAAGAAUUAUUUUCUGGUACCCAUUCUUCUGGCUUGGAGUACUCAACAAUAUUACAUUUGAUAGAUUACCUGUCGACAGACUUACGUGGAAAGACUUGCAGGCUCAGCCUGGAGCUCUUCUAACUGUGUCUGUAUUCGCCGUCAUUAUCAUUGUUUGUGUGGUCACCCAAGCAUACUCUGUAUGGCUUUCUGGAAGAUUCAACAAGCUCAUUAAAAUCUACAUCAUGAUGUUUGCCUCGUUGUUUGCCAUUGCAUGGAUACCUGGUCUCACUCUUCGUAUUCACCAUUACAUCUUUGCUUUGAUGUUUAUCCCCGGCUGUUCCACAAGAGGGCGGACUGCCUACGUUUUCCAAGGACUUUUGCUCGGACUAUUCCUUUCAGGAGUUGCUCGUUGGGGCUAUGCUUCGAUUGCCGAGACCAACUUAUCUCUUUUACGUGGCGAACCAGCUGGCAGGGUCACUCCACCAACGAUAUUUGAUGUUAACGCCACCGAGGGAAGAAUCUACUGGGAAGACAGUUUUGACGCUAAAAAGAAGCCUAUUGAUGAAAAAGUGUUGCUUAAAGAGCUCACCAAGUAUUCUGAGGUAUCUCUUUUGAUCAAUGAUGUUGAGCGUUACCGUGGCAAAAACGAAGGUAGCUUGAACAUCACAGAGCUCGUUGAAAACAACAAGUACUUGAACGAUCUCGUUAGCUUGUCUAUGCUGCAAGAAACCACACCAAGUGACGUUGAUCUUUAUUUGCGAAUUGCAAGGUACGAUCCUAACGGCAAACGCCACGGAGACUUCACCAAAGCUUACAUCCUACAAUACCCUAGCUUUAACCUUACCAAGGCCGCUGCUGGAGUGACUUAA
This is a messenger RNA of Candidozyma haemuli, 2085 nucleotides long. RefSeq lists its product as uncharacterized. The record is from RefSeq and is a predicted model, not a curated record. NCBI's taxonomy places the organism in Eukaryota, Fungi, Ascomycota, Pichiomycetes, Serinales, Metschnikowiaceae. The transcript has a single exon. The coding region runs from base 1 to 2085 and encodes 694 amino acids.